AUGUACUCGUGUUUAGUGACUCGACCCGAUCUCCCACAACCACUCUAUGAGGCCCUCCGACCGCACUGUGCGCUCGACGUCUGGCAAAAGCCGGUGAUUAUGCCGAGAGAUGAGUUGGUGGCGCGGAUUAAAGGCAAACAGGCAUUGCUGUGCACUCUAUCCGAUCGCAUCGACGCUCAUAUAUUGGAUGCGGCGACCGACUCGCUGCGAGUGAUCGCAACCAUAUCCGCCGGUUUCGAUCACAUAGACGUCAAUGAGUGUCGCGCGAGAGGCAUAAAAGUGGGAAAUACACCCGACGUGUUGACAGAUGCGGUCGCCGAGCUCACCAUCGCUUUACUGUUGGCCACCAGUCGACGACUUUUUGAAGCGGAAAAAGCGCUCCGAAAUGGCGAAUGGAAGACGGGUUGGAACCACCUAUGGAUGUGUGGCUCGUCUAUCAAAGACAGUGUUCUGGGGUUCGUUGGUAUGGGACGGAUAGGGAUGGCUGUCUGCCAGCGGCUGAAGAGUUUUGGUGCCAAAGAGUAUCUGUAUUGCGGAAACAGCGCGAAGUCCUCGGCGGACGCAUUGGGCGCACAAUUUGUAUCGUUUGACGCGCUGUUAGAAAAGAGUGAUUUCGUGAUCAUAAGCUGUCUAUUGAACGACAAAACUCGUCACAUGUUUGAUGAAAAGGCAUUCAAACGCAUGAAGACGAGCGCGAUCCUGAUUAACACGAGUCGCGGGGCAGUCGUCGACCAGAAAGCGCUUUACAAUGCAUUAAACUCAGGCGACAUUAGAGGAGCCGGACUCGACGUCAUGGAAGUGGAACCGAUCCCUCUCGACGACCCCCUCCUCUCAUUGUCUAACGCCGUAAUAUUACCACACAUUGGAAGUGCUUCUCACGAGACUCGACUGGCAAUGGCUGUGUUAACGGCUCGCAAUGUGAUGGCAGGCCUACAACAGGCCCAACUGCCCGCUCCCGAAGAGGAGUGUCUAAUGAUCUGUUCCACGACCAGAGGCCACCAGAACCCGGUUUGCUAUGCAGUGCGACCAUUAUCACCGAAACAGAUCCAGAACAGUGACCGUAAGGACCAGACACUCAAUUUUCCAGACGGCGGACAAAUUCAAGUUGGAGAUCCUAUAUCAGGAUUAUCCAGGUCCUUCACGUUCAAUGUUGUCUUCGAACCGGAAGCCUCUCAGGAAGAGGUCUUCGAGCACUCGGGAGUCAAACGACUCAUUGAUAUGUCUCUCGAUGGGUUUGCCUGUACUGUAUUCGCUUACGGCCAGACCAGCUCUGGAAAGACAUAUACGUUGACAGGCAAUGCAUUUGAGCAAUAUUCGACGUCCGAGAACACAAUCGCUGGCAAAGGAAGUCCUAAUGAUGGCAAAAGAGAGAGAGGAGCACAGGCAGCGCACAGAGCACAGGCAGACAAGAAAAUGAUUGGUGUCAUGCAAUUAGCCUUUGCAUAUCUUUUUGAACAAAUCAAACUCAGAAAAAACAGAAGUCUUCUCUACAUUAUUCAUGUCUCUUACCUUGAAGUCUAUAACGAGCAGGUUCUCGAUCUCCUCAACCCAUCGCCGAAGAGUCUGAACGUCCGGUGGGCUAAAGAUCGCGGCUUUUACGCCGAAAAUCUGUUCAAAGUUGAGUGCGAAGACAUCGGCGAUCUCGAAGGAGUGCUCGAAGAAGGCUGUAAGAACAGACAGGUUCGGAGUCACAGUAUGAACGAUAACUCCAGUCGUUCCCAUAGCGUCAUGACAAUCACGUUGGCCUCCGAGACACAGGACCCCGAAGAUCCUCAGGUAACGGCUAUAUUAGGAGAGAGGGCCGGCUGUGUAUCGUCGAUCUCGCAGGCAGUGAGAAGACAAAGAGAACUAACAAGGAGAAGCGGUCACAUUCCCUAUCGAGACUCCACUCUCACUAAACUUCUCGCAGACAGUCUCUCAGGCAAUGGCAUGACUCUAAUGAUAGCUUGUGUGAGUCCGCAUAAGUUGGACGCAUCGGAAACAAUAAAUACAUUAAGAUAUGCGUCGAGAGCUAAGAAAGUCAAGACCCAUCCCAUCGUUCAAAUGGAUCCGCGAGAACUACUAAUACUGAGUCUGAAACGAGAGGUUCGUCUCUUGCGUAUGGAAAACAACUAUUUGAGACAACAGCUGAAUCUCGGCAAUGGAUUCCCGCUUAACACCAGUAAUGGCGACACCGGUGACAGGGCUGACAGACCCACUUCUCAUGGCUCGGAUACAUCGCUAAUUGAAAGCAAUGGACAAAUAGACAGCGAAACUGAAUUACACCCAAAAAUUGUGAACAAAUACAUGCAGGAGAACGAGUCGUUGCGGGCCGAGAACUCGCAGCUCCACCAACAGAGACAGACCCUAAUACACGACCACGAAAUGGUUUGUCGGGAGAACGAGCGCCUUCUGAGAAGACUGUCUGCCGCCGGACAUAAGGGCCAUACGAUCGCCACCGAAGCCAUCAAAGAUCAAAGCGUUGACAGCAAUGGCUUAUCAGUCGAUCGCAAAGGUAUGAAAGACCUAAAGGGGAAUCGGAGGCUAGCGUUGGGUAAUGAGAGGCAAACAAAGGGAAGACAAGACGCUCAGCCACACAACGGAUCCGUAGGCAUAGAUACUAUUUAA
This is a messenger RNA of Oppiella nova, 2607 nucleotides long. NCBI's taxonomy places the organism in Eukaryota, Metazoa, Arthropoda, Arachnida, Sarcoptiformes, Oppiidae. The record is from the annotation of a GenBank genome assembly.